Molecule: messenger RNA, 475 nt
Organism: Fundulus heteroclitus (mummichog)
Lineage: Eukaryota; Metazoa; Chordata; Actinopteri; Cyprinodontiformes; Fundulidae
Gene: c2h12orf73
Product: chromosome 2 C12orf73 homolog
Exons: 3
Coding region: 147-374 (75 amino acids)
Biological process (GO): mitochondrial respiratory chain complex III assembly
Cellular component (GO): mitochondrion
Source: RefSeq, a predicted model, not a curated record
GUUUAAUUGUUAGCUAAACAUUAUGCGACCUGCGCGAUGCGUGUGUGUCAAUGACAGAUACUGUGGUUUAAGAAGGCUAGAAGCAGUUUUAUAUAGCAUGUUGAUAAAAUAAACAAGGCUGAGUCAGAUCGGAUCACUCCGUAAAGAUGCCUGCUGGUGUGUCGUGGCCUCGGUACAUCCGGAUGUUGGGAGCCAGUGUUUUGGCCAUGUUUGCAGGAGCACAGGCCGUCCACCAAUACUACCUUCCUGAUCUGAGUAUACCAGAAGUCCCACCAAAGCCUGGAGAGCUUCGGACAGAACUCCAUGGUUACAAAGCCAGAGAAGAAGCUGCUGCGGCCUUACGGAGGCUUAAAGAGGAGCAAAAGUUGGACUGAUAAUGAAAUGCAUUUUCUUUAAAAGAUGUGGUUCUGUGUAUGGUGUCAUUGUAAAUAAAGCAAAUGUUUAUGGUACACGGAAUAAACAUCUAUUCAUCCAU